AUGGCAUGGCCGUCGGAUCACGAUGAAAUCGUCGAAGAAGCGAAACACAGUCAGAAGCGAAGGGGAAGAGCAACACCGAACGACGGGGAUGAUGAGGACGAGGACGAAGGAGAAGAAGAAGACGUGGUAGGGGUUGGCGCUGGUUGGCCGCACGAACACGUUCUUCCGCCCUACACUGCCGCCGCCGCGGCGACGACCGCGCGCUCGCCACAUUCCAGCGGCUGCGUCUCCGCCGCGUAG
Messenger RNA from Strongylus vulgaris, 240 nucleotides. The record is from the annotation of a GenBank genome assembly. Lineage: Eukaryota; Metazoa; Nematoda; Chromadorea; Rhabditida; Strongylidae.